AUGCUUGUAGAUAAUUCGGGGUUGUUUUUCAAUUUGUGGCAAUGGGUUGCCAGAGGUAUGUCGUCGCCCCUGGUCGAGAUGAGUUUGUUUGGAGGCCCUAAAUUAUUUGGUUUUUCACAACCAACAACUACUAGUGGUGCUGCUCCAACCCUUUCUUUCAACUUGCAGACACCAUCUACUACAACUACGACACCCUUUGGAGGCUUUGGUUUUGGAUCUGCAGCUACAACUCAGAGCACAGGUUUCUUUCAAGCACCGGCGGUAAAAACAACAAAUACGGCCUUCACUGGAUUUGGGCAAAAUCCAACUUCCUUCCAAGGCUUUAACACAAAUGCUUCGAAGGCAACUACUGGGUUAUUCGGUUCCACGUUUCCAACUCCUGCUACUACCCAGCAGGGUUUAAGUUUAUUUGGUUCACAGUUGGGUCAGCAGACAACUCAGAGUACUGGUUUCAGUUUUACCCAGCCAGCUCAAAGUCUCUUUAACAUCCCUAAAACGCAAAGUUUUGGCUUCGGUCAAAAUCUUCCUACAACUCAACAACAACAACAACAACUACAACAGCAACAGCAACAGCAACAAGUAGCGCAGCAAAAUACAGUCGAUGCCUUCUUUGCUUCUUUAUCCCAACCAAUGCUAUUUGGCGAUGAACGUGAUUCGAUUAUUGCACGGUGGAAUCAACUACAAGCAAUGUGGGGUACAGGUAUUGGCUACAGUGCAAUGGGUAUAGUAAACUAUACACCGGAGAAUACAUUCGCUCGUCUUAAAUCGAUUGGAUACAAUGUCUUACCUACGAGUACGGACGCAGAUGGGCUUGUUUGUCUAUUCAUCGCUCGUCCAUUUUCUGAGGUUUCAGGUCAACGUCAGGCUGUGCAGGAUAUUUUGUACAGACUGUUAGGCGGUCGUCCUAAUUUACAACUUGUAGUCGAAGAGAUACGCCCCUGUGCUGAAACUGAGGGUAGCACUGAAGUAAUAUUAAAGGUCAUAGAACGUCUGGCUACAGGUCCAACGACAAAUAUAUCCGCCAGCGAACUUGUAAAAUAUUUGUCAAGUCCAUCGAUUGCACCACAAAUUCAGUCACAUUUAUGUGUAAACCGUCUAAUUCCAGAAAUAUCUCCUUCUGCAGCACAGAUAAUUGCUUAUAAUGAGAAUCCGCCUGCUGGGUUUGACAGACUUAUAUGGCAGCAGGCUUGUCUGGACAAUCCUCAUCCAGAUCGUAUGAUUCCUGUCCCGUUUAUUGGUUUUUCUGAUUUAAAAAGACGUAAGUGUGAUCAACUUGCUUACGGCGAACAACAGAACAGUAUGAUCAAGCAUAUCACUGAAUUGGUAUCUAAAUUGCGUACUGGUCAGUUGGGUAUGUCACAAAGGCUUAUUCAAUUGAAACGUAAACAAAUCGAGCUAAGCCAUAGGGUUCUGAAAGUUUUAAAGCAUCAAGAGGUGCAUAGACGAUGUGGAUUCACUGUAAGCGCAGACGAAGAAGGAAUGCGAUGUGAACUUGAAAGAAUUUGGUCCGAACUUACUGCUCCACGAGGUUUACGUAUCAGAUUUCAAGAAGCGUUAACUACACUUCGUAGUUCAUCUGAUUUUAACAAGCGAGAAAAAGAAAACAUUGGUUCAGUCUUUAAGAGUGUUCAUUCAUUAGAGUCAGGAGAUGGAUAUUCAUCAUGGAGCUUAGAUUCUGAUUCUAUAAGUGAACUAAAAGAAUAUUUAACUCAACGUCAUAAUGGUAUUCGAGAGAUGCAACGACUUAUCACGGAAAUGACAAGCAGUUUAAAAGUUAUGGAAGACAAUCCGAUUCCGAAUGUCCCACUUGUACAUAAAACAUCAUUUGUAAACUCUCCAAUUGGCGUACUCAAUUCCCGUGUUCAUUAGCUCUGUGCUGUACACUGUAGUGUGUGUGUGCUUCAAGUAUUUGAAAUCGUGUACAUGUAAUGACGAUGAAGAAAUGUUGACUUCCCCACUGUAUAAAUCACUGGUGAUACUCCUGUGUUUGUCAUAGAGUUCCUGCUGGUUGACCUGUCUUUAUACAUUUUUACUUAUUCUCUAUGCACAAACCUAUUUUCGUCUUUAAAGUGUUUGAAUUAAUACGUAUCUAAUGCUUUUA
Heterobilharzia americana is the source of this 2101-nucleotide messenger RNA. The record is from the annotation of a GenBank genome assembly. NCBI's taxonomy places the organism in Eukaryota, Metazoa, Platyhelminthes, Trematoda, Strigeidida, Schistosomatidae.